CAGGAAUCCAAGUCUCCCCUCCUCCCCUUGAAAGGACAUAUUUGACAGGGCAGAGCCAGACAGAGCUCGCACUCCAGCCCAGCCUUCACUGCGGCACAGACGCCCCGGACCUGCUCCUCUUCCUCUCCUCCCUCUUGGACGUUUUAGUCGGUGCUGCUGAACAGCAAAUAAGCGACCAUGGAUGCCAUCAAGAAGAAGAUGCAGAUGCUCAAGCUCGACAAGGAGAAUGCCUUGGACAGAGCUGAGCAGGCUGAGUCAGACAAGAAAGCAGCAGAGGACAGAAGCAAACAGCUGGAGGACGAUUUGGUGGCCCUGCAGAAGAAGCUAAAAGGAACAGAAGAUGAGCUGGACAAGUACUCCGAGGCUCUUAAAGAUGCCCAGGAGAAACUUGAGCUGGCUGAGAAGAAAGCCACCGAUGCUGAAGGUGAAGUCGCUUCCCUUAACAGACGUAUCCAGCUGGUUGAGGAGGAGUUGGAUCGUGCUCAGGAGCGUCUGGCCACCGCCUUGACAAAGCUGGAGGAGGCUGAGAAGGCUGCUGAUGAGAGCGAGAGAGGCAUGAAGGUCAUUGAGAACAGGGCCAUGAAGGAUGAGGAGAAGAUGGAGAUCCAGGAGAUCCAGCUGAAAGAGGCCAAACACAUCGCUGAGGAGGCCGACCGCAAAUAUGAGGAGGUGGCUCGUAAACUGGUCAUCAUUGAGGGUGACUUGGAGCGCACAGAGGAGCGCGCUGAGCUUUCAGAGGGCAAAUGCUCUGAGCUUGAGGAAGAGUUGAAAACUGUGACCAACAACCUGAAGUCACUGGAGGCCCAGGCUGAGAAGUACUCACUGAAGGAGGACAAAUAUGAGGAGGAGAUCAAAGUCCUCACCGACAAGCUGAAGGAGGCUGAGACUCGUGCUGAGUUCGCUGAGAGAUCAGUAGCCAAGCUCGAGAAGACCAUUGAUGACUUGGAAGAGAAACUGUCGCAAGCUAAGGAAGAGAACCUCGAUAUGCAUCAGAUGAUGGACCAGACUCUAAUGGAACUGAAUAACUUGUGAAGUUACUGCCUGACUCUGCACACAUUGUUAUUUUGUUUUUGUUUUUUUGUUGGUUUUUGUUUUUGCACCUUGCUUACUAUAAACCCUCUUUGUACGUUUUACAUAAAUAGAGGGAAAAAAGGGACAACCAGAUAAAAUAUUCAACUAGUGAGUCCUAUUAAGGUAAAUUAAAAGCCCAACUGGUUUCUUUUAUAAACACCAUGUUUGUUUUAGGCCAACUUUUACUGUAUGUCUGCCUUUUGCAGACUUUGCAGUUGUUUUCUCUGGUAUUUUUUUUUACAUGUCCUGUUCUGAAAUGACAUGUGCCAUUGUGCAAAGAUCCUUUUGUGUAUUUGCAUCUAAGCUUGUCUAAUGCACAAAACUCCACCUUUAUUAACAAACAAACCAAAGAACAAAGUGUUAUUCCUUGUACUGCAGUGCAUAUAUAGGCUAUUAAAAGCGUGGUUAAUCCAGACCAACCAUCAACUGUAAAAGCCUGUGCCUGCCAGCAUUUACUGUAUACUGGAGCUCCUGUGUCAGCUGUGUGCAUGACAGUAAGCAGAAACAAAAUGUGCUUUUAAACCAAGGUUCUACUUGUCUGCAUCUUGUCAAUUAGCGUUUCAGGCAGUUGGUUGUGCAAUGUUUUAGCUUUGUUUUGAUGUAGAGGUUUCAAAUGUUCAACAUAUCUGAACUGUUAAAAAAAAGAAUAUUAAUAAAAGCAUGUUUUGAAAGUUUUCUAA
Oryzias melastigma (Indian medaka) is the source of this 1751-nucleotide messenger RNA. RefSeq names its product tropomyosin 1 (alpha) (gene tpm1). Gene Ontology annotation, biological process: cardiac muscle contraction; actin filament organization. The transcript is spliced from 9 exons. Lineage: Eukaryota; Metazoa; Chordata; Actinopteri; Beloniformes; Adrianichthyidae. The record is from RefSeq and is a predicted model, not a curated record. Gene Ontology annotation, molecular function: actin filament binding. Gene Ontology annotation, cellular component: actin filament. Bases 178 to 1032 code for a protein of 284 amino acids.